GUUGAAGUAUGAUAUGGAAGGAACUGCAGAGACGCUUGGACGUGGAGAAAUGGAUCGACGAGCCGCUGGUGGAGCUCUACCUGGGCAGGGAAGCAGAGAUGCCAGAAGAAGUGAAUAUUGACAGCUUGCUCGACCUUCCUAGCGAUGAGGAAAGGGCCAGACAACUGCAGGAUAUUUUGCAUAACUGUAACAACAACACAAAAGUAUUCAUUCGUGAGCUCAUCUUCAAGCUUCAUGGACUUCAAAAGCAGGAUGUUCUUCACAACAGCGGGAUAGAACCCCACAACUAGGGAAAU
This is a messenger RNA of Polypterus senegalus (gray bichir), 296 nucleotides long. RefSeq names its product protein phosphatase 1 regulatory subunit 14A-like. The transcript has a single exon. The record is from RefSeq and is a predicted model, not a curated record. Gene Ontology annotation, cellular component: cytoplasm. NCBI's taxonomy places the organism in Eukaryota, Metazoa, Chordata, Cladistia, Polypteriformes, Polypteridae. Gene Ontology annotation, molecular function: protein serine/threonine phosphatase inhibitor activity. Gene Ontology annotation, biological process: regulation of phosphorylation. Bases 9 to 290 code for a protein of 93 amino acids.